UUACGUUUAGUUGAAAAAUAAGCCAAAUAUUUGCAGCAGAACCUUUGUACUUCUAGGAGGACAGACUAGAAGUUCUGAAACGACACAGAGGAAGCAGAUACGGUAGAUUGCGAAGUUCAACAUCAUGAGCACUGCAGGGAAAGUCAUUAAGUGCAAAGCUGCCGUUGUCUGGGAAGUCAAAAAACCAUUUAGUAUUGUGGAAAUAGAAGUUGCCCCACCUAAGGCACAUGAAGUUCGUAUUAAGAUUUUGGCAUCUGGAGUCUGUCGCUCCGAUGACCAUGUGCUGAAUGGGGCAAUGGAGGUAAAAUUCCCCAUUAUUCUUGGUCACGAGGCAGCUGGUGUUGUGGAGAGCGUUGGAGAAGGGGUUACCUGUGUGAAACCAGGAGACAAAGUCAUCCCACUCUUUGCCCCACAGUGUGGAGAAUGCAGCGCAUGCAAACAUCCCAGAGGCAAUAUGUGCAAAAUGUGCGACCUUGGCGCCUCUGGAUUAAUGCCCGAUGGCACCAGCAGGUUCACUUACAUAGGCCAGCCGAUCCACACCUUUGCCAGCACUAGCACCUUCACAGAAUACACUGUGGUGCAUGAGUCUUCGGUGGUCAAAAUUGAUGCUGCAGCGCCUCCAGAAAAAGUGUGUCUGAUUGGCUGUGGGUUUUCUACUGGCUAUGGCGCUGCCAUCAACAGUGCAAAGGUGGAGCCUGGUUCAACCUGUGCCGUAUUUGGUCUGGGAGGAGUUGGCCUCUCAACUGUCAUGGGCUGCAAAGCAGCUGGAGCCACCCAAAUCAUCGGGGUCGACAUCAACAAGGAUAAAUUUCCCAAGGCUAAAGAGAUGGGAGCCACGGAGUGUGUCAACCCUCUGGAUUACAAGAAGCCCAUCAAUGAAGUGCUGUUUGACUUGACAGAUGGUGAAGGUGUUGACUAUUCAUUUGAAGUGAUUGGGCGCACAGACACCAUGACUGCUGCCUUGGCUUCCUGCCACAUGAAUUAUGGUACCAGCGUGAUUGUCGGAUUGCCCCCUUCAACUUCUGAAAUUACCUUCUCUCCACAACUUAUCUUCACGGGGCGCACUUGGAAAGGAUCUAUAUUUGGAGGUUGGAAAAGCAAACAUGCUGUCCCCAAGCUGGUUUCAGAUUUCAUGGGAGGGAAGUUUGCUCUGGAUCCACUAAUUACCCACACUUUGCCUUUUGAUAAAAUCAACGAGGGCUUUGAAUUGCUGCGCUCAGGAAAAAGUAUUCGCAGUGUCCUGGUAUUCUAAAGUCCAUGGUGAUGAGGAAGAACACAAGACCUUUGCAGGCUCAGAUUGCCACAUUGCCUAGUAGGACAUAUGUGAAAAUGACUGGACUCUGCAAUGCUCAUUUAUCAACAUGUUGGUCUAUCCCAAGACCGUCACAUUUUGCCUCCAAACGCAACAGAAGAAAAUUACCAUAAACCCAAUCUUACGUUGUGAUUCAAACUAUCAAUAUCCUGUAUAAUGAAGCAACAACACAAAUAAUUAUUAUCAUGUAUUUCAAAGGUGAGAGGGUGGGUAGUUUAGGCAGCUGUCUUAUAUAUAUUUGGGAGAAAGCCACACUGAACCCAGUGGAAUAUACAUGCCGUAAAUCAGUAGCUUGAAAUCUCUUUACAGAAAUAAAUUUGGUACCGUUUUACAUUGUUAAUAAAUAUAGGACAUGGAGGUUUCUCGGUGAUGCACAGAUGAUAACAAUUUCCUGAGAACUCCUUAAGGAAAAUUGCUGUGAUUUUUGUAUGUUUUGAUAUGAAAUUCUGGCGAUGGCAAAGUAGUUCAAGUUUUUGCUGCUUAAAUUCCAGAGUGUGUGUGGUUGGUGCCUUAUAUUGCAAGGAGUGGUAAACUGUAUGGAUUAUUUCAUAAACACCUAAUAAAAAUAGUUAUGAAUUCCAGUG
Lacerta agilis (Sand lizard) is the source of this 1896-nucleotide messenger RNA. Its product is annotated as alcohol dehydrogenase 1B-like. Gene Ontology annotation, biological process: retinol metabolic process; retinoic acid metabolic process. Lineage: Eukaryota; Metazoa; Chordata; Lepidosauria; Squamata; Lacertidae. The record is from RefSeq and is a predicted model, not a curated record. Gene Ontology annotation, cellular component: cytosol. The transcript is spliced from 9 exons. The coding region runs from base 125 to 1252 and encodes 375 amino acids. Gene Ontology annotation, molecular function: all-trans-retinol dehydrogenase (NAD+) activity; zinc ion binding.